This is a messenger RNA of Penaeus monodon (black tiger shrimp), 748 nucleotides long. Its product is annotated as zinc finger protein 513-like. Bases 140 to 523 code for a protein of 127 amino acids. The record is from RefSeq and is a predicted model, not a curated record. Gene Ontology annotation, biological process: regulation of transcription by RNA polymerase II. The transcript has a single exon. Gene Ontology annotation, cellular component: nucleus. NCBI's taxonomy places the organism in Eukaryota, Metazoa, Arthropoda, Malacostraca, Decapoda, Penaeidae. Gene Ontology annotation, molecular function: RNA polymerase II transcription regulatory region sequence-specific DNA binding; DNA-binding transcription factor activity, RNA polymerase II-specific.
AGUUAGAAGAAAAAAAAGAAAAGGAAGAGUUAUCUGUCAUUUUUGACUCAUUCUAUACUGUGUAUUUAUUAUUUAUGCCAUUUUAAUAGACACUUAAUAUAUGUAUGAUAUGUUAGUCAUAUAAUGCUAUAAAAGUAAGAUGGCCAUAACUCUACAGGUGGAGAUGAAUCACGAGGGUCAGAGGGAUGCCAGAGAUCCAACCGCAGGCUCUAAGAGAGGACACAAGACUCGCAAGAUCCACCGGUGUAUCUAUUGUCCCUAUGCCAGUCAUUUCAUAACAAAUUACCGGAAACACAUGUCCACCCACACUGGGGAAAAGCCCUAUGCCUGUCAUUACUGUCCAUAUCGUUCUAAUGCAAGAGAUCACCUCUAUCGUCACAUGCAAAGGCAUACUGGAGUCAAGCCCUUCAGGUGUUCCUUUUGCCCUCUCUCAUGUGCAAGGAGAGUUGAUCUGAAUAACCACAUGCUUACUCAUCAUCAUGCACAUACUAGCAUAGACAGACCACUGCCAGAUGUGGUGUGAGUUGGCUAGCUUGGGAGAAUGAUGGAAAUAUUGGUGGGGUCUACUUGCUUGUGGUUAUUUUCAUAUCUACCCCUAACAGUUUGCACAGCAGAAGGAAACAUUUUUUUCUAUACUGUUCUAAAAACUAGUCUGAUUGUGAUAUCAAGUUGGAGAACUACAAAGCACCCAAGCAGGAUUUGGGGUUCAUUUCACUAGGCAUUUGGUAUUCUUGAAGUUUAAACUCUA